AUGUUGGGUAUCUUUCAGAAGAUAUCAUGCAGCGCUCUUCAGGAGAAAACCUUAUUACCCUUAUUGUACAUCCGGGACUACACAGUACAGAUCUGUCAUAUAAUUCCUUUAAUCCGGAGGAACCUCCUCCUGACCAGUCAUGGAUUGUUACCACAAGUACAGGGUCAGAAAGGGGUUGAAUGGUUUCACUGUGGUGAAGAGUUCACAAAAACCUCAGGUCUUUCUACAAACAGAAGAAAUAACACAGAGGAGAAGCCAUACCCAUGUUUAGAAUGUGGAAAGUGCUUUACAGAGAAAUUAAGUCUUGUUUUACAUGAGAGAAUUCACACAGGAGAGAAACCAUAUUCAGGUUCAGAAUGUGAGAAGUCCUUUACAGAGAAAUCAAGUCUUGUUUUACAUGCAAGAAUUCCCACACGAGAGAAGCCGCAUUCAUGUUCAGAAUGUGGGAAGUGCUUUAUAUAUAAAUCACAUCUUGUUACACAUGAAAGAAUUCAUACAGGGGAGAAACCAUACUUCUGCUCAGAAUGUGGGAAGCGCUUUACAGAUAAAUCACCUCUUGUUAGACAUGAGAGAAUUCACACAGGAGAGAAGCCAUAUUCAUGUUCGGAAUGUGGGAAAUGUUUUACACGAAAAUCACAUCUUGUUGCACAUAAAAGAAGUCACACAGGAGAGAAGCCAUAUUCAUGUUCAGAAUGUAGGAAAUGUUUUAAUGUUAAACCAAGUCUUGUUGAACAUGAGAAAUAUCACACAGGAGAGAAGCCUUAUUUAUGUUCUGAAUGUGGAAAAUGUUUUACAAAUAAAUCAAGUCUUGUUAGACACAAAAGAAUUCACACAGGAGAAAAGCCGUAUUCUUGUUCAGAAUGUGAGAAAUGCUAUACAGAUGAAUCAAGUCUUAGUAGACACAAAAGAAUUCACACAGGAGAGAAGCCGUAUACUUGUUCAGAAUGUGGGAAGUGCUUUAUAGAUAAAUCAAGUCUUGUUAUACAUGAGAGAAGUCACACAGGAGAGAAACCGUAUUCAUGUUCAGAAUGUGGGAAAUGUUUUAUUACUAAAGCCAAACUAAGGAAUCAUCAGAGUAACCACACAGGGGAGAUGUUCAUUUGUGGGGAUGAUACCUACAGGAAGGACGAGUACGUGAACCUCUCAUUCAAGCCUUUCGGGGAUAGACUGUUUAACAGGGAUACUAAGGAUACUGUCGUCAGCUUGCAGGAAAUCCAGGGCGAUCCCCCGUGUAAGAGUGAGGUGGAGGAGGACAUUCCAGGAGAUGUUACCACAGAGUAUCCCUCUGAGGAAAAUGUCAUGUUGUCACUAAAUUAUAAACUAGAAGAUGAAGACAUCAUGCAGCUCUCUUCAGGAGAAAACUUCUUUACUGUAAAUGUACAUCCAAGAUUUCACAGUACAGAUCUAUCCUAUAAUCUCUCUAAUCACGAGGAACCUUCUCCUGACCAAUCACAGAUUGUUAACACAAGUACAGGUCAGAAAGGGGGUGAAAGAUUUCAGUAUGGUAAACCAUUCUCAGGGCUCUCUACACACAGAAGAAUUCAAACAGGAGAAAAGCCAUACUCCUGCUCAGAAUGUGGAAAGUGCUUUACAGAUAAAUCAAGUCUUCUUAUACACUUGAGGAUUCAUACAGGAGAGAAGCCAUUUUCAUGUUCACUAUGUGGUAAAUGCUUUAGAGAAAAAUCAAGUCUUGUUAUACAUGAGAGAAUUCACAAAGGGGAGAAGCCGUAUUCAUGUUCAGAGUGUGAGAAGUGCUUUACAGAUAAAUCAAGUCUCGUUAGGCAUAAGAGAAUUCACACAGGGGAAAAACCAUAUUCAUGUUUACUGUGUGGAAAAUCUUUUACAAAUAAAUCUCAUCUUGUUAAGCAUGAGAGAAUUCACACAGGAGAGAAGCCAUAUUCAUGUUCACGAUGUAGAAGGUGCUUUAUAGAUAAAUCUCAUCUUGUUAAACAUGAGAGAAGUCACACAGGUGAGAAGCCAUUUUCAUGUUCACUAUGUGGGAAGAGCUUUAUAGAUAAAUCAAGUCUUGUUAGACAUGAGAAAAGUCACACAGGAGAGAAGCUGUAUUCAUGUUCAGUAUGUGAAAAAAGUUUUGCCCAAAAAUCAAAUCUUGUUUCGCAUGAGAGAAGUCACACAGGAGAGAAACCAUAUUCUUGUUCAGAAUGCGGGAAAUGUUUUAUGAAUAAAUCAAAUCUGGUUACACAUGAGAGAAGUCACACAGGGGAGAAGCCUUAUGCGUGUUCAGAAUGUGGUAAAUGUUUCACUGAUAAAUCAAAUCUGGUUACACAUAGGAGAAUUCACACAGGAGAGAGGCCGUAUUCAUGUUCCGAAUGUGGAAAGAGCUUUAUUACUAAAGCCAGACUCAGGGGUCAUCAGCGAAGUCACACAGGAGAGAAGCCAUAUUCAUGUUUGGAAUGUGGGAAAUGUUUUACAAAUAAAUCAAAUCUUGUUAAACAUGAAAGAAUUCACACAGGAGCAAAAUCAUUGUAAAAUAUUUUGCAAGGAAAUCACAUUUUUAAACUUGUAUAAGAAUUCACACAGAGAAGAAACCAUAUUCUUUUCGGGAUGUCGUAAAUGCUAUAACAGAAAAAAGUACCUAUACAUUUAACAUAUCAGGUUCAUAUUUGGGUGGAAUUAGCCUGGAUCUCCCAGACGACUAAAUUCUAUUUCUCUGGGAUCGACGGUGACCAGGAUCUAUUCAGGAAAAGUACUGUGGAUAUAAGGAAGAGAAGAAGAGCCUUGUUUACUUCCAGAGCAGUGAGGAUGAAUUGUCCCCAUGAACCUUGCUUCUUAUCUCUGUAUUCACACCUCCACCCACACUGUGGCAGAGUCCAGAGUGACAUGGGGACAAGUAACGACGCUCCAUGUAAUUGUUUUAUAACGUAUGCGGACAUAUUAAUAUUUCAUCUUCAUUUGAAGGAUAUAAAUGUGAUCAAAGUGAGCAGGAAACACUAAUAAAAAAAAUAUAUAUAUAUGUAUAGAAGGAAAUUUCAUAAAUGUAUUUAUCACUAUCUUAAAGACCAUAACUUACUAACGAGCUGCUCCAGAUUUGGUACAAACGAUCAGGGAUUCUCCAAGCCCUACUCAGAGGAAUGUGACAAUCGCAGAGAUUUCAGUACUAGUAAAAUGGGUUACAUAGGGUAAUAACCUUUAAAUUACUCCUGCUAUUGGUAUAGCUGAUGGGUGCUCACCUGAUGCUGUAAUGAAAGAGUCACAACAGCUCUUUGUGUGGGCCAGUCACUGGUUAUUCUGUCACUGGAACAGCAGGUCCAUGGAGGUGUCGCCACACAAAACGAACAGGCCAAGUUCCCGCUGUAAGUAUACAUUAGUGCUUGAAGGUUUUUUGAACCCUUCAGAAUAUUCUAUAUUCCUGCAUAAGUUCAACCUAAAACUUUGGUAGAUUUUUCACACACGUCCUAAAAGUAAAUAAAGAACCAAGUCAAACAAAAUGAGUCAAAAUACUAGAACUGGUCAUUUUUUUUAGGAAAAUUAUAUCACAUGUCUGUAAAUGGUAAAAGUGUGUGAACCUUUGCUUUUAGUAUCUGCUGUGAACUCCUAUCUCCAACUUUUACCAUUUCUGGUCAUUGCUGAUUUAGCCCUGUGUCCCAUAAGAGAAAAGGGCACGUUUUUGCAUUACAAGAAUCAGCAUACACAUGGGGCGGACCAGCAUAGCACAGGCAUGUAACUCGUGGCGAUGGCCAUUUCACGCUUCAGCUCUUCCUCAGGGCCAAAAUUGGUUGUUCCAUCAAUAAUGCCAAGGCCUGAACCAGAUGCAGAAAAACAGGCAGCAGUGUUCUUUUUGGAAAGCAGUGGCUUUCUCUUGCCAUCCUGCCAUGCAAACCAUUUCUGUUCAGUGUCCUACUGAUGGUCUUGUGAAUAUUAACAUUCACUAAUAUGAGAAAGUCCUUUAGUUUCCUAGAGGUUACCUGGGUUCCAUUCUGACCUCACAGACUAUUGUACACCUUGCUCUUGGUGUGAUCUUUGUUGGUUGAUGAUAGCUGGGGAUGGUAAUAAUGGUCCUGAAUUCCCUCCACUUGUACACAAUCUGUUUGACUGUGGAUUGGUGGUGUCCAAAUGGUUUGUAAGAUGGUUUUGUAACCCUUUUCAGGCUGAUGAGCGUCAGUAUCUCUUCUUCUGAGGUCCUCAGAAAUCACCUUUGUUCAUGCCUUGAUACACUUCCACAAACGUGUUGUGAAGAUCAGACUUUGAUAGAUCCCUGUUCUUUAGAUAAAACAGGUUGCCCAUUCACACCUGUUUGACAUCUCAUUGAACAAAACUGACUCUAAAUUUACCUGCUAAUAACAAAGGUUUGCAUACUACUUUUGUCACUCAUAGAUAUUUGUGAUAUUUGAUAAUUUUUCUCAACAAAUAAAUUAUCAAGUCUAAUGUUGGACUCAUUUUUUAGAUUUGGUUAUCUUUUAUAUACUUUUGGAACUUGAGUGAAAAUCUGAUGUAGUUUAAGGCCAAAUUUAUACAGAAAUAUAGAAAAUUCAGAAUGGUUCCCAAACUUUUUAUACAGAAAUAUAGAAAAUUCUGAAUGGUUCACAAACUUUCAAGCACCACUGAAUUUUCAGAAUUAGAAAAAUCUCCAAUAAUGCGCACCAACUAGUGUUGUACGAUUCAAACUUUAUUUAGCAUACUCGGGUUUACAUAUAUGCCAAAAUGUGCCAAUCUUUCAACAUGGAAGGCGUUACCUUAAAACUGACAGCUUGUGAUCAGCUACAUCAGUACAUAGUUAAAUAUGUUUAGUGCCUUGCAAAAGUAUUCACCCCUUGAGUCUUGUUCCUGCUUUGUUGCAUUACAACCUGGAAUUAAAAUGAAUUUUAGUUUAGAUAUUAUGUAAUGGAUCUGACAAAAUAAUUCAA
Molecule: messenger RNA, 4865 nt
Organism: Bufo gargarizans (Asiatic toad)
Lineage: Eukaryota; Metazoa; Chordata; Amphibia; Anura; Bufonidae
Product: zinc finger protein 850-like
Exons: 6
Coding region: 1-2490 (829 amino acids)
Source: RefSeq, a predicted model, not a curated record